Molecule: messenger RNA, 2316 nt
Organism: Chiloscyllium plagiosum (whitespotted bambooshark)
Lineage: Eukaryota; Metazoa; Chordata; Chondrichthyes; Orectolobiformes; Hemiscylliidae
Gene: slc22a2
Product: solute carrier family 22 member 2
Biological process (GO): transmembrane transport
Cellular component (GO): membrane
Molecular function (GO): transmembrane transporter activity
Source: RefSeq, a predicted model, not a curated record
CACUACUGCAGGUCUUGUGCAAGCAGGACAUUCAGUCACUGUCAAUUUGCUUUUUUCACUUAUUGUUGAACAGAUACAUCAUAAUGUUGACUUUUGAUGAUGUUUUGGAAGAAGUAGGAGGAUUUGGAUUAUAUCAGAAGAUCACAUUCUUUUUUGUAUGCCUGACCUCAGCGGCGUUCGCCUAUCUCUAUGUUGGAUUUGUUUUUUUAGCAGUUACUCCUGACCAUUGGUGCAGGAGUCCUGGGGUGACUGAGCUGAGAGAUAAAUGCAACUGGUCUCUGGAACAGGAGAAGAAUUAUACGUUACCUGUGGGGCAAUCUGGCAGCUCCUCAUACAGUCAGUGUGAGACAUACGAUAUUGACUGGAACUCUUCUUCAGGCAGCUGUGAAAAUCCACUGCUUUUUGUCCAGAAUGGAUCCCAAGAUCUACCACGUACAACUUGCCAGGACGGGUGGGUUUUUGAAAAUGGCUCCAUCUCCAGUAUUGUGACGGAGUUUGAACUGGUAUGUGCUGAUUCCUGGAAACUGGAUCUGUCUCAAGCAUGUUUAAACCUGGGAUUUACGCUUGGAACAGUAAUCAUGGGUUAUGGAGCAGACAGGUUUGGCAGAAAAUCGAGCUUCCUGUUUGCAACAUUUGUAACUUCAGCUCUGGGACUUGUAGUACCAUUCUUACCGAAUUACACUUGGUUUUUGAUUUUCCGUACGUUGCAAGGCUUGUUCAGCAAAGGAAGUUGGGUGUGCGCAUAUGUCUUCAUUACAGAGCUUGUUGGACUACAGUACAGAAGAACAGUGGGUAUUCUAUAUCAAGUGUGUUUCAGCUCGGGGAUGAUGCUACUUGCAGCUGUUGCUUAUUUUAUACCAGACUGGAGAAAUCUACAGCUGGCAACUACCAUUCCAGGCUUUUUCUUCCUGACCUACUACUGGUUGAUCCCAGAGUCUCCCAGGUGGAUGCUGUCUCAAAAGAAGAAUACUGAAGCUGUGAAUGUCAUACAGCAAAUGGCAAAAAGGAACGGGAAAAGCUUUUCAAAGAAAAUUGAGAUAGUUGAAGAGCACAGUGAGGACUUUAAUCGUCCUUCCUUUGUAGAGCUGGUACGGACUCCUCAGAUGAGGAAACACACCUUUAUCUUGACAUUUAACUGGUUUGCUAUUACCUUGGUAUACCAAGGGCUUAUCAUGCGUUUGGGAACUCUGGGAGGAAAUAUUUACCUUGACUUCUUCAUUUCGGGAGCAGUAGAAAUCCCAGCAGCAAUUCUCAUCCUUUCAACCAUUGAGCGGAUUGGACGGCGCCUUCCCUUUGCGGCAGGUGGUCUGUUGUCAGGGAGCACUUGUCUAAUAGCUGCAUUCAUACCUGAAAGUAUCAGUUGGUUGGCAACAGCAAUAGCCUUUGUGGGUAAAUUAGGAAUCACUAUCUGCAUCGAAAUGGUGAUAUUUGUAAAUACUGAACUAUACCCAACAUUUAUAAGGAACCUUGGUGUUUCAGCAUGCUCAUCACUGUGCGAUAUUGGAGGGAUUGCUGCUCCAUUCAUUGUGUACCGACUGUCAGAAAUCUGGAUGGGGUUACCUCUUGUGGUUUUAGGGGUGCUUGGUUUGAUUGUUGGUGGCCUAGUGUUGCUCUUGCCUGAAACAAAGGGCAUGACUUUACCAGACACCGUUGAAGAUGUGGAGAAUCUCAGACGACCAAAGAAAAAGAUUCUGAAGACUCACCAUCAGCAGUCGGUGCUGUAUUCCACAGAUGUCAAGGAUCCAGCUUCAGUGAAGAUGGUUGUUGAAGGAUGAAUUAGCUUCUAGAUAUUUUUAAUUAGCCAUAAAGAGGUAAUGACACACCUCUGGAGCAGGUGGGACUUGAACCCAGGCCUUCUAGCCCAGAGGUAGGGACAUUGUCACCACACCACCAAUGAAUUAGCUUCUAUUACUUUCUAAUCAACUUGCUCAGAGAUGCUAUGACACACCUUUGCAGCAGGUAAGCGCACACAGUUCUUUGCUCAGAGGUAGGGAACCCUGCCCCUAUACCAUAACAACCGUAAUGAUUAGCUUCUAGUGUUUGACACAAAUAGUAGGCUACAGCUGCUAAGGUUUAUGCUUCACAAUCCAAUAAUAUCCAUUUGUUUCCUGUGAUUUACUAAUAUCUGUGAUUAGGAUUGGUGUUUGUUAUUAGUACAGCUUUCAAGGUGAAACAAAUCAGAGGUGAGAAAUCAGUUAAAAAUUAAAGGUGCAUUUUUCUGAGUCUGUACUUUGUAAUGUUAAAUAUGAAAUAUUUAAUCAAGCCGUGAUUAAUAAUUUAAAAAAAAGAAAAUAAAUUCUUGAAUUUUAAACUUGA